AUGCAUCAAUUGAUUGUGUUCGAUUUCUUCUACGACAAGGGUUGGCUUUUCGUGGACAUGAUGAAUCUAAAGAUUCAAACAAUCAAGGGAACUUUCUUGAACUAUUACAUUGUGGAUGAAUCUCGAGACAUUUCAGUGAAGGAGCAGAUGUCAGUUGUCAUUCGUUAUGUGAAGAAUGGACGUGUAUUGGAACAUUUUAUCGGUGUUAUACAUGUUUCGAGUACCACAGAUGUCUCACUUAAAGCUGGAAUUGAUCAAUUAUUUUCCACACAUAGUCUAAGUAUAUCUAAUUUAAGAGGUCAGGGAUAUGAUGGAGCUAGCAAUAUGCGAGGUGAGUAUAAUGGUCUCAAAACACUUAUUUUGAAAGAAAAUUCAAGUGCCUACUACAUUCACUGCUUUGCUCAUCAACUUCAACUGGCUCUUGUAGUUGUGGCACAGAAACAUCCAAAGAUAGAAACUUUUUUCACUUCAGUACACAGAUUGGUGAAUGUUGUAGGAGGAUCAGCUAAACGAAAUGAUCUUAUUCGAGAGAAACAAAGAUUGAAAAUUCUUGAAUCACUUAGUACGGGUGAAAUAUCAAGCGGGCGGGGUCUCAAUCAAGAAACUACUCUUAAGCGUUCUGGUGAUACACGUUGGGGAUCUCACUACAGUUGUUUACUUAACUUGAUAGUCAUGUUUUCAACCACUGUUGAUGUUGUUGAGAUGAUUGCUACUGACACUACAAGUUCUGGAACAAGAGGUGAUGCAUGUAUUUUAUUGGAGUUGAUUUUAAAAUUUGAAUUUGUAUUUAAUCUACAUCUCAUGAGAAAGAUUUUGGGAAUUUCAAAUGAAUUGUCGAAAGCAUUACAAAGAAAAGAUCAAGAUAUUGUUAAUGCCAUGAGAUUGGUACAAUUAUGUAAAGCACAGCUCCAAACCAUGAGAGAUGAUGGAUGGGAUUCUUUUUUUGGAAUGGUUUGUUCGUUCUGUGAAGCUCAUGAGAUAAAUGUUCCCAAUAUGGAUGAUAUGUUCGUAACUCUAGGUCAUUCACAACGUGAUACAGUGACAAAUUUGCAUCAUUUUCGUGUAGAAAUGUUUUAUGCCAUCAUUGAUAUGCAACUUCAAGAGCUGAAUGAUCGUUUUUCAGAGGUCAAUAGUGAGUUACUCCUUUGUGUUGCAUGUUUGUGUCCAAAUAAUUCAUUUGCCGCUUUUGACAAGAAUAAAGUGAUUCGACUAUGUCAGUAUUAUCCGGCAGAUUUUGACGCAACAGAUAUCUUGGAACUUGAUGAUCAACUAGAUACAUAUAUCUUUGACAUGCGCACUCAUGAAGAUUUUGGAGAAUUACAAGACCUUAGUGAUCUUGCACAGAAGUUGGUUGCAAAAAAUAAACAUGAAGUUUAUCCAUUAGUUUACAAGCUUGUGACAUUAGCCUUAGUCCUUCCCGUGGCUACUGCUACAGUCGAGAGAGCAUUUUCUGCGAUGUCAAUUGUUAAAAAUCGUUUGCGCAAUCGAAUCGGGGAUCAAUGGUUGAAUGAUAGUUUGAUUGCAUAUAUUGAGAAGGAUGAGAACUAUGAGCACAAUUUGAAUUUGAUAUGGCAUUAUAGCUCUUCCCAAGGGAUUGAAUCUAGAGCAGAAAAUAAAGAGAUCACUAGUCUUGCCCCUAGUCUGGAGUCCUGGUCUGGAAAUCACUUCUCCGUGAGCAGUGAACAAGAAAAGGAGAUAACGGGAUAA
This is a messenger RNA of Olea europaea var. sylvestris, 1707 nucleotides long. RefSeq names its product zinc finger MYM-type protein 1-like. The transcript is spliced from 4 exons. The record is from RefSeq and is a predicted model, not a curated record. Gene Ontology annotation, molecular function: protein dimerization activity. The coding region runs from base 1 to 1707 and encodes 568 amino acids. Lineage: Eukaryota; Viridiplantae; Streptophyta; Magnoliopsida; Lamiales; Oleaceae.